CUCCCAUUACUGCCACAACGGUACUGCCGUCUGACCAUAGAUACAAUAGAAGAUUCUGCCGAUUACCAAUUAUUGGUAUUAUUAUAGCAACGCAGUGUCGCAGUCACGUCGUAGCGCACAGACCACUACACGACCGCCGCCGCCGUCGUCGACGCUGUUUCGGUUUGUGAUUGUGACUCGACGUGUUUGUACUUUGUAUAUAAUAUUUUUCGAGCCGGAGUUUAUUUUUAUAAAUAAUAAUAGGUAUAGUUAUUUCUAAAUAUAAAACCAAUAUCCGUCUAUUUGUCGGGCAGUCCGGCAACCGACGUCGGGUAUCGGGACAAUGGGGCAUUCCGGCAUUCCGCUCAGAGUCUUCGACCGUGCCGGUACGACGUCACGUUAUAGCACUCAUAUACUAUAAAGAUGGAAAGACAAAAUAAAUUGUCGAUCGAAAUGUGGGACACCGCCAGCACCAUCCCUAAACCCGCAGACAUCACUUCAGCCAGAACCAACUCAACUGCUGCCAGCAAUAUAAAUACAAUUAACAAUUUUGCCGUCACUUCCACAACUGCUAGCAUUGUUGCCGUCACCACCACUACAGCCAGCAUUGUUUCUGUCACCACCUCCACAGCCAGUAACUUUGUUGCUGCCACUAGGACCAUGGUUUCCACCCCGGUUACCAUUGACCAUCCACGUCGAGGCCGUGGGUUCAUUCCCAGACAUGGACAUUUCCGUAAUCUUGGUGGUUUCCAAGGUUAUAGUUUUAGAGAGAUUGAGAGAAAAAUGGGUGGUUCCUCCAAUCAAAUGCUAUUGUCUCAGGUAUUACAACAUUGGAGGAAGGAUGUGCAGAAGUACUACAACCCCCCUCUUCCAGGCAAAAGGAGCCGAAAAAAACGGGGUGGCCAGUACAGCCAGGGACAAAGAGGACUUGGUGGACAUGGAAGACGUGGAGGACGAGGUGGACAAGGAGGGACAGGAGGAAUGACAAUUUAAGAUUGAAAACUCAAAAAUAUAUUGACUGUCAUGUGAAAAUAGAAUGUUAAUUUACAAAUUAAAAUGUAAAUACUUUUAAAAAUUCA
Acyrthosiphon pisum (pea aphid) is the source of this 1058-nucleotide messenger RNA. RefSeq lists its product as uncharacterized. NCBI's taxonomy places the organism in Eukaryota, Metazoa, Arthropoda, Insecta, Hemiptera, Aphididae. The transcript has 3 exons. The coding region runs from base 403 to 972 and encodes 189 amino acids. The record is from RefSeq and is a predicted model, not a curated record.